CCCCACCAAGCUACUGGCUCAGCUCCGUCAGCAUCCUCAAGAGAUCGAUUUUUUCCUUCUUCGUGCCGUAUGAACCUCAGCGACAACUGUUGGUUUCAUUUCGCUUGAAUAUGUUGCUAUAAAAAUCAAAAUUCUCAGGGCACCUAAACCGAAGCAUCACAUAUGUCUGCGUCUUGCAAUAAUCGAAGAAAUAUCAUCGAUCAAGAGCACAGGGCGGUGGAUGAUACUAUGAAGUUACAGGGGGGCCAUAGUUUGUCGCAGCAUUUCACCCAAUCUGGGUAACAGACCGGGGCGCGUAUCGUAAGCUGACGAAUCGUUGCAUCAGUUUCAAAAGUGAUCCUGUCAGCAUCAAACCUCCUCACAAGCAACUAUGGAUAUAUAAACAUCCGUACUUCCACUCCAUCCCCUCCACAGGUCUCAAGUCUCCAAACAAUCCAAUUCGUGUCAAAAUGGGCGGUUUCAUCAGUCUCCUAGCCCGAAUAUGGAAAAUCAGUAACCCACCAGAACCUCCAAAGGAUAGAGACGCACUUCGUUUUGGGAUUUUGGGAACGCCGUGGACGGGGUCCCCGUCUUUUAUCACGCCAGCGAAAUCUCAUCCUGGGGUCAUCGUCGCUGCAGUUGCGAGUCGGGAUUUAAAUCGGGCAAAAGCGUAUGCGAAGAAAUUCAACAUUCCGAAUGUGCAUGAUUCUUAUCAAGCACUCCUCGAUGACCCCACCAUCGACGCAAUCUACAUCGCUCUCCCAAACGGCCUCCACUACGAAUGGACCCUCCGAGCCCUCAAAGCAAGGAAACACGUCCUUCUAGAAAAACCCUCCGUAUCCAACGCCACCGAAGCAGCGUCUCUCUUCGCGUACCACGCUUCCCUCCCUGAAGCUUCAAGGCCCGUCCUCUUAGAAGCUUUCCAUUUUCGUUUCCACCCCGCAUGGCAUAAAUUCCUUUCUCUGGUCACCUCGCCCGAGAAUAUAGAAAGCGUGACUGCGCGAUUUACUGUACAGGCUGGGUUCUUUCCAAGGGGGGAUAUCAGAUGGGAUUUUGAGCUUGCGGGGGGAAGUUUCAUGGAUAUUGGGACUUAUGCUAUUGCUGCGCUUCGGGGUAUUUUUCGGACUGAGCCGGUGGAAUGUAUUUCUGCUAUGCCCGGACUUCUUCCUAAGCCUGGUGAUCAGAGGAUCGAUACGAGGUUUACUGCUGAGUUUAAGUUUCCUCAUGGAGGGAUUGGUAGUAUUGAAGCGGAUCUCGCGCGGAAGACUUGGUUUGGAUUACCGAGUAUCAAGAUGCCUAAAAUUGUGGUGAAGUAUAGAGAUGUGGAGAUUGAUGAUGAAGCGAGGGCUUUUGGGCCGCCGAAACAUGUUAUGUCGAAGACGGUUACGUUUUGGGGGUUUCCGCUGGCGCAUUUCUGGCAUAGGAUUCAGGUGCGGGAGAGGCAUGUUUGGCUUGCGAGUGGGACGGAGAAAGUUGUUGAGAGGAGGGAGGGAAAGAGGAAUUUUACGACGUAUUUUUGGGAUGGAGAAGGGGAGGAGGAGGAGAAGAAGAAGAAGGGUGAUUUGCAUUGGAGUACGUAUCGGUAUAUGCUGGAUGAGUUUGUGUGUAGGAUUCGGGGGGAGGAGGGGACGGGGGCUUGGGUUAGUGGAGAGGACUCAGUGAAACAGAUGGAGGUGAUUGAUUCUGGGUAUGUGAAGGCUGGGUUACCUCUGCGUCCGACAAGUACAUACAAGCCGUAGUGUAAGUAAGAUUCCGCAUGCGAGAAAUACGGUAUGUUGUUGGCCAGCUUUUGGUGAAAUUCUGCUUCAGAGGCUGGACAGGAACCACAGGUCCAAGAUCUCUUUAUUUGCAAAUAGUAGCGUCGCUUUCUUGCUCCUUUACCCAAUUCAAAGUGUAGUAAUGUCGACCAUCAGCCUGUGUUGGACCGUAUCUCUGCUGGUAGGGGACGAUCGAUAUCGGAAGUUUCGCACAUGUUUCUUCAACAAUGGUAAAUCGAAGCAACGCUAGUCUUCGAAAAUACAACCUUAAUUCGACAU
Cadophora gregata is the source of this 2015-nucleotide messenger RNA. RefSeq lists its product as uncharacterized. The record is from RefSeq and is a predicted model, not a curated record. The transcript has 3 exons. Bases 450 to 1718 code for a protein of 422 amino acids. Gene Ontology annotation, molecular function: nucleotide binding. Lineage: Eukaryota; Fungi; Ascomycota; Leotiomycetes; Helotiales; Ploettnerulaceae.